Molecule: messenger RNA, 13245 nt
Organism: Haplochromis burtoni (Burton's mouthbrooder)
Lineage: Eukaryota; Metazoa; Chordata; Actinopteri; Cichliformes; Cichlidae
Product: kinase non-catalytic C-lobe domain-containing protein 1
Exons: 32
Coding region: 697-6120 (1807 amino acids)
Biological process (GO): small GTPase-mediated signal transduction
Molecular function (GO): guanyl-nucleotide exchange factor activity
Source: RefSeq, a predicted model, not a curated record
AAGAAUAUUACACAUUUUUGAUCCAAUCACUCUCACGGAAGAAAAAAAAAGUAAUCUAAACCUUCCUAAGUUCCUAAACACAUUAUGAUGGUAUAAUAAUAAAUAUCAGCUUUGCAGACUGACAGGACUUUAGAGAAUUUGUUGAGGGCAUAGUUCAUAUUCAAUUAAGAAAUGAGUAUGUAGCCAGUAUGGUGGAAUAAAUAAGUCUAGUACACACUAGUUCGUACAAAGCCAGAUCAUUGGAAUUAGAAGAGAUAAUAAGGACUAAGUGAUGAAUAUGAGUCACUCAAGCUGCACUGUGAACGGAGGCGUGAAGCCAACUGUAGCAUGCAGGCAGCAGUACUCUCCGCUCUGCCAGCACUGGGAAAAGGGAGGAUUCAGAGAUCCGCAGCUCAUGACCGCCUUCAGUGUGUGUAGCCUGAUUUUUGUGGCGUUACCGAUAGCCUUAAACACCUCCAGCAGCAUCACUCUGCUGUGGACGGUCGCUUAGGAAGCAUCGAUUAUUCGGCGUCGUUUCUGGUCAGGAUUGUCCUGCAGUGACCACCGACUGACUGCUGGACUGCAGCGAGCAUUUGAACCCCCAUCAGUGGUGCCCAGCGUACCCCGAGAGCUCAGACAUGCCAUCUGUGUCGACUGGAAACGUUGCGGUGUGCUCCGAAAUUCGCUUUACUACUUGAGGGAAUCAAAGUUGGUGCAAUGGAGACUUCCGGGAGUGAUGCGGCGGACGCGUACUUAAGAAAAGCCGAAGACAGAGAUUACGAUCUUGAGCAUCUGCCUCCACUGCUGGAGGAUGAGGAAAAUGUUUCUCUGGCAGACAUCCUUUCUUUGCGGGACAGUUGUCUGUCUGAGGAGGAGGUGUGGGCAGUGUGUGCAGAGUGUGUUCUGGCCCUGCAGAGCAUCAGACCCUCCCACCUCUUCCACACACUGUGCAUAACACCAGACACUUUGGCCUUCAACGCCCAUGGGAAUGUUUGCUUCAUGGAGCAGCUCAGUGACGAUCCAGAAGGCUCCUUCGUGCCGCCUGAGUUUGACAACACUGGCAGCACGUUUGAGGGCCAUGUUUAUUCUCUGGGCUCUACGCUUUCUGCCGCACUGAACUUUGUCAUCGAGCCAGAGCUGGAGGCAGAUCUGGGAGAAGAAAUCCAGAGGCUGCUGGAGCAGAUGCAGGAGGAGAAGCCUGAGGACCGGCCGCUCCUGCAGGACAUCCUGUCUCUGGCCGAAGGACGGCUGUCCCGCACCUCCUCUGCAGCUGUGUGCCGCAAACUCUCCUCAGUUGGACGACGCGUGCUCUCCAUUGAAUCGGUUUCAAACUUUCAAGAUGGGCAGGAGAGCUCCUGGGAGGCGAGAUGGCAGCAUUCCAAACCUAAAUGUCUUCUUAAAAGACUGAGCUCAGAUGACAACACCAAAGAUCAGCAUGACAGUUCUGUUAAAACAAAUGGUCUGUCCAGGCAGCAGCUGUGUGGGGGCUGGGAUUCCUCUCUCUGGGCUGAGGACAUGGAGGGCAGUGAAAGAGACAGCUUGAUCUUGACAGAUGAGAUGGAUUGCCGUUCUCACAACAGCUCCCCAGUGAGGAGGAGAGCACAGCAGAGGCUGAACAGAGUGAGGGGGGCCCUUAACCGCUCCUGUUCUGUCCCGGACUCCAACAACCCCCCCUGCUUCUCCCCUCCAAGUCACGGAGACAUCAGUAUACCGGUUUCAGACCUCACUGAGAUAGGAGCAGACGAGCACUUGAGCUGCAAGUCUGUGUGGAGUAACAGACUUCAGAGAUUCAGCCGGGGAAAGUCCUGUGAGACGUACCCACACUGUAACAGUGAGGACUGCUGGGAAAUGUCCAGAGAAACUGAGGAUGCUGCAGAGACUGAACACACCAAUAUUCAAGAGUGCCACGAAAGUCAGUGUGAGGAGUGCGCCCAGGACUUCAUACAGGACUUCGUGCAGGAAGUGCAGGACUCCUCAUCCUGUACUUCCCUGAACAUGGAACAGGACUCUUCUGAAGACCAGACUUCACUAAACCACAGUCUAUACAUUCCUAAUAACUACAUGACCAAAAGCAUGCUGUUCCUGAAUGAAGAAUCUCAGGAUGAGUGGAUCUCUCUAAGAGAGUUGCUUGCUCGUUGUGGACGGAGGCUGACAGUUAAUGAGCUGUGGGCUCUGUGUUACACCUGCCUAACCUCACUGCAGAGCUACAUUGACUUUCCAGCCUAUUUAUGCCUGGACACGGUGCAUGUGGGCUGCAAGGGAGAAGUGCUUUUUUUGAAACCUAAAAACAUAGGAUCUAGAGAUGAAUUUUAUCUUGCUCCUGAAUAUCAAGAGCAUGGAAUUGUAACAGAGAAGGUUUGCGUGUAUGGGGUUGCUGCCAUUCUCUGGGCCACAGCCAAGUUCAGUUUAUCACCUAAUCAAAAACUGGCGAUGCCUCGGAAAUUAAAGAGACUGCUCCUGGAGAUGGCUAAGAGGACGCCUAUCGAGCGACCUACCAUCGACAUGGCUAAAAAAAGCUGUUGUGACUACUUAUCACGCCAGGGGACAAAUGCUGAGACUGUCUGGAACAACCUCAUCAGCAGAGUUCACCCGCCAACCUUAAAAUUCUCAGAUGCAGAAGAUUUGACGACCACUGAAACAUGCCAAAAUUCAUGUGAAGAGUCUGCUGAAAACAACAGUGGCUUUGUCCCCAUGGCCACUGAGAGCCGACUGGCUCCUGUGCCUGGCCCUGUUCCCCACAGCUAUCCAGUCAAUCAGGAACUCCAGCUCCCAGAGGCCUUCACUUCCACCGCCACACACUUCACCCCCAUCAUCCUGACCAGUGAAGGAGGUUUAGAGGGGGGGGACCAGCAUUUUUCAAAUGACACUGAAGGGACUAUGGAUGGAUUCACCAAAGGCAGGGAUCAAAUUGUGAAAAGCAGCCUCGAUUUCACUCCACCCUCUGAGUACCAACUUCCUCCACAAACUGAACCCAAUCUCCAUACUCAGGAGAAAACUACAUCUUUUACAACUUCUAGCAGCAAGAUGCUGGUCGACUCCCCUUCUGCUCUCCCUGAUAUGUCUUAUCUCGAAGUCUCUGUUUCUCUGCCAUUAUCCACUAACCUCAAUGGUUGUGGUAUUUUCAAUAAUUACCUCUUUCGGCAGAACCCCACAACAGGGCAUCUUUCUCUAGUGCCUGUGCAGGUCAAGGCUCCCGAGUCUGUCCUCGGGUUGGAUAUAAAUCUCUCCUUGGUCCCUCAGCCUUUGCAGGGGCUAAUCACAGUUCCAGAGAGCAUUGAUGGUUCAUUUAUUGACUGUCUGAAUGUGCCUGUUAGGCCUGGACCACAGGAGUAUGAACCACCAUCAUCACAUUUUAGUGGAAGCUCAGUCAUUUCCGACUCCUGCAUGGAGCACAGUGUGCUUGGAGCAUACAAGGUCCAAACAAAUCCAAGAACACGAGGUGAGAACCAGUCUGCUCGAACAUCCAGCUCCCCAAACGUCCUCCCUGCCUUAAAGGAGGUGAUCGAUCUGUUGAAGGGCGAGUUUUCCCUUGAUGGAUAUUUGGACAAUGGGCAUGAGGACAUUGCCAUGGGGGAGUUCAUCUUCUCUUUGAGGGACCUCCAAUACCAGGCGUUUGCCAGCAUCGUGAAGGAGAGAUUCACUGAUCUCUACUGGGAAGAUGACUUACUGGGCGUAUUGCAUUGCUUGGUAAACUGCAGCACUUCCACACUCAGCUCUAAUGAUCAGCCUCCAUCAAAGGCUGUGAAAAGGGCAACCGUUACCCCAUCCUCAAUAGCCGGUGUCAGGAGAGGGAAGAGAGAAGUUUGCCUGAACAGCUGUCUCGAUCUGAAUGGAAACUUCCGCCCGUCCAGUCCUGUUGCUGGGGAUUUUUGGGAAGAAACCAAGGCCCAGUCCUGUCAUGCAGAAAAUAGGACUGUACUCGAGGAUGUCAGAUUGAGUUCAGAGCAAAAUCAGCACUGCAUCAGUGAAGUUCCAGGCGUGAACGCUGACAGUUCAGACUUGGGGGUCAUGGAAGGAAGAGGUCAUUCAGUGGGGGGCAGCGAUGAAAGCCCCUCUGAAGCUGAGGUUCUAUCAGAGAGAGAGGAAAGGCUUACAGGAGCCCACGAUGAGCAGAUGAGCCCAGACUGCUCCGAGGACAUGGAGGACAGCGACUCCGUGGCGUCUGAGCGGCUUCUCUCCUCCAGUUUCAGAGCAGAGGGUCUUGGCCUCAUUUCGAGCCCGGACUGGGCCUUGGCCUUCUUCGGCGAAGAGUGCUUUAGUCCCGAUGUGAUCCAGUAUGCAGGGAAUCUGGGACAGCACACAGGAUCGCCAUGUCUGGACGUGAAAGCACAGGAACUGCAGCAGCAGCUUGUAAUUGAAACAAGGAAUCUAAAGAAAACAAGAAAUUUCUACCAGAAGUUGAUUCAACAAGAGAGGAAAAACAAAGGUCCUGAGAGCAAGCCAAUGCUCUUUAAACUCAAGUCACAGCUCGAGGAACUCAGGUCCAAAGUAGCCUUCUUGGAUAGUGUGAAGAAAUACCUCGAGAUUCUCAGUGUGGACCAGUGGGGUUUGGAGCUUUCGUUGCUCCCCUCUUUGGCUGUCUGUGAACUCGAGUCGUUGGACCUCGAGUCCUCAGAGGACAUUUCAGUCUUGAGUUUUGGUACCAGCAAAGGGAAGAGCACUCUGCAGGCUGGAUCUUCUCUGGGCCUCAUGGCAUACCUCUACGCCAGAAAUGCAGCUGUGGAGGGCUACAUCCAGCAGUUCCUGUAUACGUAUCGUUUCUUCUGCACUCCUGAGCAGUUACUGCAGUUCAUAAUGAAUAAAUUCAUCUGUGCUGUAAGGGAGGGACCUGAUUUGUCAGGAGACAGUGAAAAGGUUUUCCAUCGGAGUUUGCACUUGCUUCACUUCUGGAUAACAGACUGCAGAACAGUGGACUUUGUGCCUAACUCCAGCCUCGUGGACGUGUUAGAAAAGUUCCUUAAUACUGAGGUGAUUCCUGUAGACAGCCAAGGGGAAGCCUUGCUUAUUGGUCUUCACAGCCCGCUGAGUAUGAGUGCAGCAAGCCAUCUGACAGGGAGCCUAAUCAGCUUUGACGAAGUCGAUGACUCUGGGUGUUUGCAUUCAUCUACUGAGGAUCUUGGGAAAAAGUGGAGGAUCUCGCGAGUGGUGGAGCCCUCUGCAUCCAUGUCUAAAGAGAAGGCCUUCUCCAUUGCUGUGGCUCUGCCCAUGCCUUGUCACCGCUCCCUGAUGGAUGAGCUCUCCAGCACUUGCUUGCACAAUGAAGAACGACUGCCCUUCAGCCAAAAUGAGUACAGUGCACAGCACAUAGCCCAACAGCUCACGCUCCUGCAGCAGGAAAUGUUCCAAGGAUGCCAUCCAGUUCAUUUACUGAACUCCAGAAUACAAGGAGUCAGGGACAAAGUCUCAACCCCGAACAAAAAUGUGUCGCAGCAUAUUCCACCAGCAGAGGGGAGCAGUGGGCUUGCACGUGAGGGGCCAGCUUCAGAGAGCUACCUUCAGCGGCUGCUCACGUACGCUGAUAGUGUCACUAACUGGAUCUCUGCUGAAAUAGUCAUCUGCGACUCUGUCAAGAAACAAGUUGCUCUGCUGACCAAGUAUCUGUGGAUAGGAAAGCACUGCUACGAAUCGAGGAACUUUGCCACGGCCAUGCAGGUCCUCGGAGGUCUGGAGAACGUGAUUGUCAGGCAAUUACCGGCGUGGAAACAUCUGUCGUCCAAGGUGUGUGAGAUCCUGGAGGAGCUACGAGCUGUGCAGGUUUUUCUGAAGAGUGAUGAUCUGUGUCUUAUGGGAGGUGAACAUACAACAAAGAAGCCCACGCUGCCCUCAGCCCACAUCCUGGCUAUGCACGUGCAGCAGCUAGAGAUCGGAGCUUUCACUCUCACCACCGGGGCUUACAAAUGGACCAAACUGAGGAGCAUAGCAAAGGUUGUGAGUCAGGUCCAUGCCUUCCAAGAGGCCGUGUACCCUUACAGCCCAGACCGGGACCUGCAGGGCUACCUUCGCCGCCGUAUCGCCCGGUUCACCACCUCGGACAUCCACCUCUUGGCCGCCAACAGCGAUGCCAACUUCCAGCAGUCGAGCGAGCGCCAGACACGGAGGAUCCAGGACACACUGAGGAGGGUUAAGGCCACCUUCCAGUGAGACAUGCUUUCACAGCCCGGCGUUAGAGGUCAACACCUGGAUAUGUACGAGCCCAAAGUGAGGCGCCAUGCCCAGACCACAGUGCGCAGACACUCCCUGGUCCUGAACUGGAAAAUAUUUUCUGAUAUCAAUUGACUGUUUGUCAAAAACACCUUAACUUUAGUCAGUAAUAUAGAAUCUGAGGUGAACUUAGCUCACAGCUCUGUGUAUGAACAGGUUCUGCUGUUGUUCCCACAUGCUUGAUUUUCAUGUUAGCAUUUUUUUUCCUAUAAACCAACAGGAGUAGUGGGUAAUUUUUUCUUCCUCAGCUAAUACUGACAUUCUUCUUCUGUAAUUUAGCUGUUUAAACCUGUAUGUAAGCAUAUCUGGACUAAACAUGGCAGCUGUACAAUGCUUGUCCAACACCAAGAUCGGAAUUAAAAAAGUGAGUUACUGUGCGAGGGCCUAAAACACAAAAAGCCAAAGGUUCUUUAUAUAGCAGUGUAGUAAUAUGAUCAAUUAUAAGAUAUUUAGAAUAUGCACCAUUAAGCAAAAUAUCAGCUGAUAUGUGAGGAGCCUUAAGGGGAACUUCCAAAAUGACCUUUUUUGGCACCUUUUGGAAGCAUUGAAGCAUUUGUAAAGGUUUUAUUUCUGCAAAUAUUUUUAUUUUAUACAGAAACAUUAGAAAUCCUCUCACUAGUUUCCUCAUACCAGUAGUUUGCUUUUCACUUAAAUCUCCCGACAACUAACUAACUGACUGUUACAGCUUCACCGAUUCUUAACUCUUAAUUUAGCGCCGUCGUGAGGUCAGGUUUGUUUCAUUAAUACUUCAGCUCUGGAUGUCACACUUAUUAAGUCCCGGGGCACAUACGGUAUAAUUUGAUCUUCAAUGAGUACAAUUUUCACGUCAUAACCUUUAUUAAAAAAAAAAGCUUUUCCACACUAAGUAAAGCUGUCAUCAUCCUUUAAUUACAAUUUACAGAUAACAGCAGAUCUAUGAAGUCGAAAAAAGCUUUUGUAACUUGUGGUUCUUUUAUGAUUCAAAUAAUUUUUCUAGAUAUAAAAUUGCUUUUUCAUUUUCUGAUACAUUUUUACUACAGUGGAGUUAUGCUAGCACUGCAUGAACACACCAGGGAUACUAGUGCAUUUUAAUAAAAGCAGAAAGAAGAAGUCAUUAAUGAAUUCACAGCAAUUUCUAUACUUUGGACUGCAGUGGAGCCUCUGGCAGCAAGUUCUGGUUGCAUGCUUGACAUUUCUGCUUUGAGUUUAGAGCAGACUAAGAAAACUUUGUGUUUACAUGUAACUCAAAUUUAACAAGACAUUAAACUUUGAGCGUAAAAUGUGGCUUGCAAACUUUAACACUAGCAGCAGUGUCAUUGUGAGCAUGUUGGACUGCUGACGUUAGCAUUUAGCACAAAGCACCGAUGUGUUGUGGUUGUUAUAAGAACUGGACGCUGGAUUCAAAGACAGUUCCUCCUCAGCAGCAAUUAACAUGCCUGUCAGCCCAUAAGAGAAAAAGACACUAUUUUCAGGUAAAUGAUGUCGUCGUGUCACUUCUUUGGGAUUUUUAUUUUAACCAGAACUGCUCUGGCUACAGUGUUAAUCAAACUGCUUGGACUUGGUCAUAAAUUCUCUUCAUUAUGAUUUUUAUUGAUCUCAGCUCGAUGAUUAAACCACAAAGACGGUCUCCGCAGUUUCAAUCUUUUAAUAGGUACAGUAAGAAAAUGCUGCUGUAGUUGAGCACUCAGUGAUGCCAACGACAUCAAAAAGUUUCAGAAUCUCUGGAAAGCAGUGAGCACUGAGCGGGAACCUUUUCCUGUUUCGAUUGACACGACAUUUAAUUUAGACGCUUUUAAUAUCAUUGGAAAUGCAGUUCCUCAAAAUGUUCUCGGUUCCUUGGAACUUGGGAGAUCCAAGUUCUGUUCUGAAGGGAAUUCAUAUGGUUUUCUACACAAACGUGACUGAAAUAACUGUGAAAACACAAUGAAAGAGAGAACUGUGAUUCUGCACAAAUAGCAGUCACAAUGUAAAGUGAAUGCGAGAUUAUUGAGGACUCCAUUAUUUCAGCUGAUAUUGUGCGUACACGGUGCAUAUACCAAAAUGAUUAAAGGCCCGCGUUUCAUUAUAUCACCACACAGCAAAACCUGCAGAGCAUGAGUAAUUGCAUCAGAGGAAAGUAGUGGAGGUAAAUAGGUUGCAAACUUUGAAUCCAGCCAUGUCAGUAAUUCAAGUGAAAUAAAGCACGAUUAUUUCUUUUCUUUUUUUCUUUUUCUUUUUUCCUUUUUAAAGUUCAACACAGAGGUGGUACGAGAUUAAGUGGCACAGUUUGGCUCCAGUUGUCCCCGCAGAGGGAAGGCUCGCUUCAGAUCCAAAAAUGUGUUUCUGAUUGAUCACCUUAUUUUUUUGUAUGAAAAAUCCUUUCUAUCUAUUAUGAGAUUUCUCUUAUCCAGUAUUGCAGCGGGCCCAUCCACUGCUCCUUCACAGUCAGCAGAUCUCAACCUAAUUGAGGGGACAUUGCAGUCUGAUGCAUUCUCCAAAACACCAAAAGAGGGGAUGGUCUUUGGGGGAAUGGUUUUCCAUCCCUCCAGUAGCUUUCCAGACACCUGAAAAAUCAAUGCCAAGGAGCACUGAAGAUAUUCCUGUGACACAUGGUGGGUGAACACCUUUCUAAAACACUUGAUGUUGUUUUUCCUCUCGCUGGUCACAAGCCUAUAGCUUCUAUUUGUUUACCAAUUAGGAUUUGAAAUAAGAAUUACAUGACUAGAUUGAUAAAUUAAAAUAUAAUAAUCCCAUUUAAACAGCGCCAUGUGUAGUAAUUGCAUUCAUUAAGAAUAGCGUGUGGUGAAAUGCAGAAAGACACGCUCACAGUCGUGACAAAAACUUGCCAUUACCGAGCAAAUGAUGGAACAUAAUGAGAUGUCGGCAUGCAAAAUGUUACUCGAGGAAUGAUGUUCAGCCUGUGUCUGCUGUCUGUUCUCGCACUCGGUGAAACCCAGCGUGGAGAUGGAAUGUGACGUGCUAUGACGAUUUGCUUAAUAUGGCCAAAUAAAUGAGAUUUUAUAAACCUUCUCUUGCCAGAGCUCAUUAUUGUCAGACAACAUCCGUGAUAGAUUGGCCGUAUGGCAGGUUAGAGUGCUGUUGUAUCAGGCAGAGAAUGUGAGCUGUUGCUUGGGUUUCCCUCUUCCUGCAGUUUACAGGAUUAAAAUGUCAUUUAUAGUGUGGGGAGUUAUAUUAUGAUGGCUACACUAAGUUUUAAGAUGAAGUAAACCUUCUGACCACAAUCUGCUUUUACAUUUGUAUAUUACUCACCAAGCAAGCGUGCCUAUCUGCACUGCACAUACUGUAAAUCAUACUGAUAACAGCCGUCAUUUCAGCCAUUUUUUGAUCUUAGUAAAAGCUAAUAUGUGAGAUGAAUGUGCAGAAAUCAGACGACUGUAGAAGUAAAGCUCAGUUUUCCCUCCAACUAGGUGUUUCAUAUAAAUAUGAAAUGACUGUACACAGCACUGAAAUAACUCCUAAAAAACGAAAUGUUUCAUGUUUUGUGCUCCAUUAAUUUUGGCAGAAAGUCAUUCACUGGCAAAUCAGUUUUUAGUAUGCUAUCCUGCAAACCGGAGGGUACUGAAAUUCCAUUUAAUCCUUUUUUUUUAGGCACAAAUAUUCAGAUAUUUAUGAGCAUCCUUUGUGAUGAACUGUGUCCUACAGCUGUUGUCUCUGACAUCUCGUAUGGACGUCUGGGGAUAUCGGAAACAUGUCAUCCGUUCAAAGCAAAUCUAAUAUAAGCUCAGUGGGAUUUUAAGCAUGCAAGAGACUGUGGUGGAGUGUAAGACUGCUGAGGCAUAAUUUAGGGGUGCUCAGACUUCAUACAUCUGCUUUACAUUUAACUGAAAAAAAUUCUCACUUUUUACUCUAUUUAGGAUUUUCCAGUAAAAUAAAAUACCAGUAAUAGGAUAUAUGGUUCAGUAAUACACUGCAGCCCACCUAUUGCCCACUGGGUAAUUGGGCAAUAGAUCUUUCACAGUGUGUCAUGGAUAGUUAAACAGUUAUCCACCAGUGAUCCAGGGUCUGAUGACUAAAGGCUUCAUUUAAACCAGAAGGUCCUAAAUGCCUUUAUUUCCUGUGUGAGUUUUUUUAAACAAAGAUUGAUGCUCCAGCUGCUCAAGAAUAAACUAAACCAGCUGAGUGACUUUAUCCAAGCUAGUGACCCACUAAGAAAAAAAAUGAAUACAGUCAGUGCGGCUGUUGCUCUGGGACACACAGAGGCAGAGCUCUCAGGGAGACAGAGCUGAGGAAACAGGCUCAGCGUGCAGGCGAGGUCCCGGGCCUUUUUCAUUGUUAUCUGACGCGAUCGGGGCGCAUCUUCAAAGCUGAGGAGAUAAAGAGACCGCAAAGACUGAAUGGACUCCUGCCUUCACAACGACAGAUUGCCGAUAAAGGAGACAACUAGGACCAGCCUCUUAUCUGCUUUGUUAUAUAACUAAACGAUCAGUUAAGCGGCAUUGUCACCGAGCUGCUGCCUGUGGAGAUAUCUCAGCAGAGAGCCAGUCCCACAGGUUUGGCGCUUUCUCUGGGAAAGCUGUCUGUCUGGUUAUUUGGCACCUAGCUGACAUGAGGCAGGACUGUCAUUCUUCAACUACUAGAUAGUAGACUACACCAGCGAGUAAAAGCUUAUCCUACUGGAAAGCGUUUGGAUAGUAAACACCCUUUAGAAGUACUUAUUUUUAUAUUUAAUAUCUAUGUGUGGGGAUCAGUUGAAUUCUUUUCUCUGGGCCUGUUCGCCCUCUCCACAGCUUCCUCGCAGCUUGUUUUGGCAUAUUUGCAUGUGAACGAGGCGACAAUCGGCCUUAAUUGUGUUGCUACUGUAAUGCCUUUGAUCUGUAAUGUUUGAAGUGCCUUUGCCAAGCGCUGGUUCUUGGGUAACUGGCGCCAGCGCUGGCCGGGGUAUCAAACACAUGUCAAUAUGAAACCACUGGAGACCAUUGUGUUCUCCAUCUGAUUGCAGUGGGAGCUUGAGGGUUACAGGCACAAAUGUGACGAGAGCGUUAGAAAUGGCUUCCCAAAUUUAGGUGCUGCCCACACCAUCUUGUUUGUUAAAUGUUGCUUUCUGCCUGGUUACUAUCAGACGUCUCUUAGGGAAUUAUUGUUUACGCUUCCAUCUUGUUAGCAAACUGGAUAAGCAGGGAGCUCAGAGGCCCAGCCUGUGAUUUCAAAUGGAACUGUCAUGAGAAAUUGAGCAAAUACACCUUUCCUCCUUAACAAAGCACCAUAACUGUUUAUGUUUUGCGCAUAAAAUUGUCAGAAACAGCUACUAAGUAUAACUGAAAAUGUACACAAUUUGUUUUAACAGUGUUUCCAUUUUUAUUACUUUAUGUCGUUUAUAUUCAUGUUUUCAUUUUCUUCAGAAACUACUUAACUGAAAGUAAUAAAGACCCACUUACACAAAUAUCAGUAUCGAAAUAUACUUUAGUGCAGAAUAAUUAUAAUGUGCGUAAUAUAAUUAUCACUAAAGUGUGGGAAGCGGUUUGGGUUAACUGUCAUAAUUUAAAGAGAAUUGGGCAACUUCAGAUUCCAUGUGCUGUAAAAGUAAUAAAAAGGGUUCAAAAUGUAACAAUGUUUAAUCACCUAAAGUGAAAGUUGCUAAAGCUCAUACACUGUGAAUCCUGACUUAAUGAAUCUAAUGGUAUUAUCUAAAAGGAAAACUGAGCUGUAGCUUAGUCUACUGUCUGCACGCGCAGCAACCUGAUUUAGCGCCAAAAUGCCUGUUAGAAACAACAUGGGUCCUUUAAUGUUUGUUUUUUUCAGCUGAAAUAUUAACAAAAUAUCAUCCAUGUAAGCAACUAUAUUUAUACAAGUAGCAAAUGCUGAAAUAUCAUUUUGAGUGAGGCUCCUAAUUUCACUUUGAGUUCAGAGACAUGCAAGGACUCAAAGGUUUCCACAGACUAGACGGCGCCAGGUCUUGACACACUCACAGGAUAUGUAAAGUCAUUAUCCCACAAUCAUUGGAAUCGAUCAGGCAUUAACAAGGGUCCCUACAUAUGCAAAUACGAUUAGGGGCUGACCCCCAAUAAAAGCCGACCGUGGCCAGCACAGGCCCUCUCAAACUUGGCGGAUUUACAUGUCACAGCUCCACUGUGAACAUGGUGAAAUACUUUUCUGUUGACUGGCUAGCCCAGAACCAUCACAAUAACAUUCAGGGGCACUGUGCUGACAUGGACACGACCCUUACCUGCAAACCUCACAUUCCCUGCAUGGUGCAGCCAAGCCCACCGCCCAUUGGCAAAGGUUACCUGCAGAUAAAGUCCAAAGCAGUUAAACGCUUCGAACACUCGGGGCCAGCGGAGAGCUGCGGGGCCGAGGACUCAACACUGUGCUCGCCACUGGAUUCAUCAAGCUGCACCCCACCGAGUAAGUACCCAACAUCUCCAGGCUUUAAACAGCAUAGUCGAGCUUUACGCAGAAGAUGAGUUUGUAACGCUUUUCCUUCUUUUAGUUUGUGACGUCAGCGAGUACCUCUGCGGGUAUGAGAGCGACCGAGUUUCCCCGGAUAGACUCUCCGUGGACGAGGGGAACGAGGGGAGAAAAGACGCGGGACCCCAACGCCGAGUUCGCACAAAGUUUUCGUCCGAGCAGAUCAAAAAACUGGAACGGAUAUUCAUCAAACAGAAAUAUUUGGAUUCCGGGGAGAGAGAGAAGACGGCACAAAAGCUGAACCUCACAGAAACUCAGGUGAGGACCUGGUUUCAGAACCGAAGGAUGAAGCUGAAACGGGAAUUCCAAGACUAUCUCACUCCCCCAGUCCCGCCGGUCAUUUUUCAGCCUCUGUCUCCGGUUCAGUACCACAGCAUGGCUGGACAUCUACCCCAUUACUCUCCUACGGGUCAUCCCUUUUACUCAUUACCUGUCCCGCAGUUGCUCCACCAUCAGCACAUGCCUCCUCACUACCCUCAUCGAACAAUGAUACACCACCCACAUUUCUACUGAGGAACUGUCACUUUAGAGACUUCUCUUUACACAAAUGAGCCGAAGAUGCGCAAUCAAAGUUGUUUUUUUUAUUUGUGUGAUUUUAAAUAUCUGUAUACAAUGAAAAGUUUUUGUAUGUAAUUAAAGAAACAUCUAUUUAUUUUUAAUAAAUUUAUCCCUUAAGCUUCA